GGGUUCGUGUGGUGCCCAUCUGUGCCGUUGUGCUUUACUUCAUGUACCCAUUGGGGUGCCCAACCGCGUGUGAGCUGUCCUUCUUCAGUGACAGGGUUCUCCUUUGCUAUAAAAAUGGGGCCAGUACAGAUUUGCUCUAACUGCUUUGAAAGCCUCCCAUUAAAGAUCCGUCAUACCUUCCCCCCCUUCAUCUUUAAAGUGCGAAUCCUGCCCGCUCACUCGGGCCGCGUGACACUCUGCAGGUCUCCAUUGCGCCACGGACAAAUGCAGCACUGGGCUUUGCUCAGAUGCUUCCGAGAGACCAGCACCUCUUCACCAAGGAGCAGCUGUUUGAGCGCAUGUGCAUGGCCUUGGGCGGCCGCGUGUCCGAAAAUAUCUCCUUCAACAAAGUCACUUCUGGGGCUCAGGACGACCUGAGGAAGGUCACACGCAUUGCCUAUUCCAUGGUGAAGCAGUUUGGGAUGGCGCCAAGCAUCGGGCCCGUCUCCUUUCCCGAGGCGCAGGAGGGCCUCACGGGCAUUGGACGGCGCCCCUUCAGCCAGGGCCUGCAGCAGAUGAUGGACCACGAAGCGAAGCUGCUGGUGGCAAAGGCCUACAGGCACACGGAGAAGGUGCUGCAGGAAAACCUGGACAAGCUGCAGGCGCUGGCGAAUGCCCUGUUGGAGAAGGAAGUGAUAAACUACGAGGAUAUCGAGGCCCUCAUCGGUCCACCACCUCACGGGCCCAAGAAGAUGAUCGCUCCUCAGAGGUGGAGUGACGCAGAGAGGGAGAAGCAAGACGUGGGGGAGGAGGAGGCACCUCAGCAGCCCCCACUUCAAGGGGAGGAGCCGUCUUGGCCCAAGUAGUUAGACCUCCUUGAUUGUGCCUCGGGAUGUGCCGUUCCUGCCGGACGCAGGAGGGGAACACAUUACUCAGACCCACUGAGAUUUGUACCUCCUCGUAGCCCUCACUGGUCUCUGAAAGGCUUCUGAGAUCUAUUUACUGACUUCCCUCCCUGUGAGUAGUAAAUGUCCCUGCAGACGAUUUA
This is a messenger RNA of Leptonychotes weddellii (Weddell seal), 1027 nucleotides long. The record is from RefSeq and is a predicted model, not a curated record. Lineage: Eukaryota; Metazoa; Chordata; Mammalia; Carnivora; Phocidae.